Messenger RNA from Cheilinus undulatus (humphead wrasse), 2173 nucleotides. It is a transcript of the gene atoh8, whose product is annotated as atonal bHLH transcription factor 8. The coding region runs from base 559 to 1437 and encodes 292 amino acids. The transcript is spliced from 4 exons. NCBI's taxonomy places the organism in Eukaryota, Metazoa, Chordata, Actinopteri, Labriformes, Labridae. The record is from RefSeq and is a predicted model, not a curated record. Gene Ontology annotation, molecular function: protein dimerization activity; DNA-binding transcription factor activity.
GUGGAGCCUCAGUCAGACAGCCUCAGUUUGAGAGAAAGAAAGAAAGAAACUCACAGAGCUGCAGCGGGACGACCACUAAGAACGAGGACGAGCCGAUAUGAGGAUGGGACGGGGUCUCUUUAUGGACUUAUGAGGAUUUUUUUUGAGGAUGCAGAUCUACAUGCCUAGAGGAUCCUGAGUAAACCUGCAGCACUGACUUUUUAACGGUUUAAAGUUUGGUCACAUGACCAGUGACUGAUCUGUAUUAUUUGGAUCAAAGUGGAUUUAAAGUGGCUGAUGGAGCUGACGUCUGCAGCAGGUGGACGUGUGGACACUUUGGACAGCUGACAGGACCAAACUGAGUUAUUGAUCAUUUUCAGCUCCUCUCGGUGCUUUCAGCCAUCCUUUUAAGAGCCGUGAAUGAGGGAAUGAAUAAAUACGUGCUGAAUAGUUAAAUACUGCAGCGAAUCAACGAAAUGUUUUAAUAGUGAACGCGUGAAUAAUUAAAAGGUGACAGAGCCGUGUAGGGGGAAUAAAUUGUCAUUAUUGUAGCCCGGUUAGUGCACUGAGCACCCCAGGAUGAAGAACCCCGACCAGCUAAGUCUCCAGCUGACUCCAGACCAGGUGAGCCCCACCUGGCCCCGGCCCGAUGGGGUCCAGAUGUGCAAAGACCCGGUCCAAGUGUGUGGCCGACGUCGUCUGAAGAGGAAAUCCAGAGAGCCUCAGAGACUCUGCAGAGACCUGGACUCUGACAGGACCAUGACCGCCCCAGGAGACCGCUCCGACCUGGACUCCGGUGAUGACUCCGCCCCCCCAAACACACACCUGGUGGAGUCCAGAUGUGGAGGGCUGCUAUCAGGACUUACAGAGGGGGGCGGGGCUUUGGACAUGAGAAUCACCCCCAGGCUGAGCCAGGCUCCGCCCCCUCCCUUCGCUGAGAUCUCUCAUUGGACUCCGUCCAUUUCACACAGACUCAGACUGGGCCUCAGGUCCACCCCCCUCCUCGAAAACUCCACACCAGCACUGCCUACAUCCCUACCAGCGACCCCCCACGUUCCCCAUGCUCCCCAGGAUCAGCUGGAGCCCCAGGUGGUGUCCUCUCAGGAGUCACCCAGGAAGAGGGCGGGACUAAAUGCAGAUGGACAUGGUCGUGUUCCUGAGGUGAAGGCCAUUCAGCAGACCAGGAGGCUGCUCGCCAACGCCAGAGAGAGGACCAGAGUCCAUACAAUCAGUGCUGCAUUUGAAGCCCUGAGGAAGCAGGUGCCCUGUUACUCAUACGGACAGAAGCUGUCAAAGUUAGCCAUCCUGCGUAUUGCCUGUAACUACAUCCUGUCUCUGGCUCAGCUGGCAGAGCUUGACUACAGCUCAGAUCGAGCCAGUCUAAGCUUCUCUCAGUGCGUCGACCAGUGCACCAGGACGCUGCAGGCUGAGGGGCGGAGCAAGAAGAGGAAGGAGUGACUCUGACACGCCUGGGUCAGGAUCUGGAUGUUUCAGUGAUGACCCGCUUCACAUCAUGGACUAACAUCUGAACUUUAAUUAAUGGAACUAUGAAUUUUUGUGUGUAAUGCUCAUCAGAUAAAUAAUCCUGUAACCAUGGAAACAGAUCAAGCAGAAACCUCCAGUGAUGGAAAAUGAAGCUGAUGCUGUGAAAAGGCUGCAGUUCCUCAAGUGUCCACUGGAGGCUGCCUGCAGGAGAAGCACAAGUCACAUCUACAGCCUGUGAUAAAUAUCCAUUUUUACUGCAGAAAUAAACAUGUUUACAGCCUGGUUCAUGACAUUAAGAAGGAUAAUUAGGAGCUGAAAGGACUACAUGCCCCCCUGUUGUAGCUGUUUUUCAGGAAGUUUAAGAUCUGCCUCAGCUCUCUGUCUUUGUCAGUUUCUAUGUUAAUCUAAAGUUAGCUUUAGACAGCAUUUUGAAUAUGGUUGCAACUGCUGAUGGGAUUCAAAAUCCCCCUUCAGUCAUGGCUGACAUCUACUGGGUUUUGUCCAGUAUUUAUACUUUAUAUGAUAUGAAUUUUUCUCUCUUCUUUGAAACAGUGGUGGAUCUCAGCACGUGUCCCCAAAAAACUUUAUUUGAAUAAACAUCCGUUUACACAACUCAUUCAUUCAGUGUUAAAAAAAAUGUAGUGAUAAAAAAAAAGUUAGUUCUAUAUCAUAAAUAUGCUCAUUUUAUUUCUUGUGUAAAAUAAAAUAU